Messenger RNA from Linderina pennispora, 269 nucleotides. RefSeq lists its product as uncharacterized. The transcript has 2 exons. The record is from RefSeq and is a predicted model, not a curated record. Bases 8 to 244 code for a protein of 78 amino acids. NCBI's taxonomy places the organism in Eukaryota, Fungi, Kickxellomycota, Kickxellomycetes, Kickxellales, Kickxellaceae.
UGAAACAAUGCAGCUGCUCAUUACCACCGCUAGCCCAGUCCCCCCGCCCACCCACGACCCGACCAUAAUGCCAAUCUACUGUCCGCCAUGCCGCUGUGGCCCCUGCAUGUAUGAUGCUGUUGAAGCCAAUGGCAACCUGGCCGACGAAAGGCCUGCGAUGCCUCCUCGCUGUAUCCCUCUUCCACUCAUGUGCCCUGAGGAAAGUACCAUCGCCGCGCCCAACCCCCCAGUCGCAGCUGUGUAGCCAGUUUCACAUAAUUUGAAUAAAG